Neurospora tetraspora is the source of this 2062-nucleotide messenger RNA. Its product is annotated as glycoside hydrolase. Gene Ontology annotation, cellular component: endoplasmic reticulum; membrane. The transcript is spliced from 2 exons. Gene Ontology annotation, biological process: carbohydrate metabolic process; mannose trimming involved in glycoprotein ERAD pathway. Gene Ontology annotation, molecular function: mannosyl-oligosaccharide 1,2-alpha-mannosidase activity; calcium ion binding. Lineage: Eukaryota; Fungi; Ascomycota; Sordariomycetes; Sordariales; Sordariaceae. The record is from RefSeq and is a predicted model, not a curated record. Bases 109 to 1971 code for a protein of 620 amino acids.
ACCGCAAAAGCAACGAACCGCGCUUCACGGCUCAAGAGCGCCAACGACACCAGACGACAUGAACACGGGCAAGCCGCCCUUUCAGAUACUUGAACGCAUUGAGGGAACAUGACUUCCUCCUCCGACUCCUUCCUCUCCUUUCUCUCCAGACUCCGUCUGUUUCGCAGAAAGAUGUCCAACCAAAAGCAACUACGGCUCAUCUUUGCCGUCGCCGUCUUCCUGUUCUUCGUCUUCAUCCUCCACCCGAGCACAUCGCCCGACUUGCCGACACCCAACUCGCGAACCCACCCCAAGUCCUCGUCGUCGAUCCCACCACACCACAAGGCACACAGGCCGCCGCCGAAGAAAGGGCGUGUCAUCAAGUUCAAGCCAAGCAGCUUCAACUGGACGGCCGCCAAGCAGUUCCACCCCGUCGAGAUCACGUACAAACUCCCGACCGGAACCCCCAAACCGCAGAACCUCGUCCAGCACGACUUCUCCGACUAUGUCCACGAUGCGAAAACAAAGAAACGUCAAAAGGCUGUUCGCGACGCCUUUGUGCGCAGCUGGAAUAGCUACAAGGAACGCGCCUGGCUCCGCGACGAACUCGCCCCUGUGACCGGCGGCGGCAAGACCACGUUUGGCGGCUGGGCAGCCACUGCUGUAGACGCGCUCGAUACCUUGUGGAUCAUGGAGCUUUGGGACGACUUCUACCUCGCCGGUAAUGCUGCCGCUCAGCUGGAUUGGCAGAAUACCACCGAAACGGCCGCCAACAUGUUCGAGACCACCAUCCGUUACCUCGGCGGCCUGCUCGGUGCCUACGAUCUCAGCGGCGAGAAGGCCUUGUUGGACAAGGCGCAAGAGUUGGGCGAUAUGCUGUACAUGGGCUUCGACACCCCGAAUCGCAUGCCUGGGUUCUGGUUCAACUUUGAGGAGGCGAAACGGGGAGUGCAGGUCGCUGGUACCAAUGACCACUCAGCCUCUCCUUGCUCGCUCUCGCUCGAGUUUACCCGUCUUUCCCAGUUGACGGGCGAUCAAAAGUACUAUGAUGCCAUCACCAGAAUCUCAAACUUCCUCAACAGGACACAGACCGAGUCCAAGCUCCCCGGCAUGUGGCCGAGGAAUAUCAACUUCCGUGAAGAGCGCGUUGAUCUGGAAAGCCGCUUCACUAUCGGGGCCCUUGCCGAUUCCUUGUACGAGUAUAUGCCCAAGAUGCACGCUUUGCUGGGUGGUCUGUCGCCAUUGUAUGAGAAGAUGCAUCGUGGCGCCAUGGAUGCCGUGACACAACACCUUCUUUUCCGGCCAAUGUUGCCCGCGGAGGAAGCCAAGGUCCACGACAUUCUGUUUGUGGGCGAUGCCCACGUGCAUCCAGAUCGUAUCGACCGGCUGCCCGAGGGACAGCACCUCACUUGCUUCGCGGGUGGCAUGUUCGGGCUCGGUGGUAAGCUGUUCGACAUCAAAGAGCAUGUCAAAAUCGGCGAGCGCUUGGCGCGCGGCUGUGGCUGGGCCUACGAUGCGUUCCCAACCGGCAUCAUGCCCGAGAUCUUCACCAUGGUAUCCUGUGAUUCCUGGGAUGCUCCCUGCAAGUGGGACGAGGAGAAGUGGGAGGCGCUCGGUAAAAAGGAACUGAAGAAGGGGUUCGCCAGUGCGCGCGAUACUAGGUAUAUCCUGCGGCCUGAAGCCAUCGAAAGUAUCUUCUUGCUGUACCGCAUGACAGGCAAGGAAGACCUGCGGGAGCUGGCAUGGCAGAUGUUUGAAAGCAUCGUGAAGGCGACGGAGACGGAGCUGGCCUACUCGGCAAUUUCUGACGUGACGGUAAACGGACCGACCCAGAAGAUGGACUCGAUGGAGAGCUUCUGGUUAGCCGAGACACUCAAGUACUUUUACUUGAUCUUUUCCCCUCCAGAUCUCGUGGACUUGGACGAAUACGUUUUCAACACCGAAGCGCAUCCCUUCCUCCGACCAACGCCGUCAAAGCCCGCUAUACCGUGAAGCGCGUUAGAGAUCUUAUCGUCUGGUCCCAUCGAACCACGGUGACGGCGCGCCGAGAACAUUGUUCGUCAAGAAAGAACUCGGCCUUGGC